Messenger RNA from Colletotrichum orchidophilum, 2868 nucleotides. RefSeq lists its product as uncharacterized. Gene Ontology annotation, biological process: dephosphorylation. The coding region runs from base 1 to 2868 and encodes 955 amino acids. NCBI's taxonomy places the organism in Eukaryota, Fungi, Ascomycota, Sordariomycetes, Glomerellales, Glomerellaceae. The transcript has 3 exons. The record is from RefSeq and is a predicted model, not a curated record. Gene Ontology annotation, molecular function: phosphatase activity.
AUGGUGUGGAUCAGCCGUUCCUUUGCCUUCCUGCUGCUCCUGCUCCUGCUCUUUGCGACUGCCCAGCGACAAAAUCAACCGCAGACAGCCGACCUCCAACCUGACAACCGGAACCGUCCCUCCCCGCGCUACGUGACCUUGCCUCCAAACCUUACCCUGCCCAAUCCUCUGAACUCCAACAUCGUAAUCGAAAACGUUCAGUGUAUCAACGGAGGACUCACCUCGGUCGGCACUUUGCGCUUGACCGAUUUCCACCUCGUCUUCUGCGCGCCACCUCCUCCCAAGAACCCGCCCAUCGAACAGGCCGAUCAACCGCCCCCGAAGCCCAGAGAAUCAUGGAUCACCUAUCCUAUUCUGUCGCAGUGCACACUCCGGCUCACGCCUCCAACCCACGGCAUCCUCAGCUCCAUUAGAAUCCGCUGCCGCGACUUCAUCUUUGUUACCUUCACAUUCGAGGACAACAACGUUGCUCGAGACGUCUUUGAGUUUGUGAAGCUCAGAACCUGCAAGCUGGGCACCAUUGAACGGCUCUUUGCUUUCAGCCACAAGCCCUCCAAAGUCGAGCGACAGGUCAAUGGCUGGAAGAUCUACGACCCCAAAGCUGAGUUUCGGCGCCAAGGCAUCAGCGAGAAGUCGUCGGACAAGGGAUGGAGAAUCACCAAUAUCAACAAGGACUAUACCUUUUGCGACACCUAUCCCGCCGUCCUGGUGGUUCCUUCUGGCAUCUCCGACAACGUUUUGAAAUACGCCAAAGAGUAUCGUUCGAGACAUAGAAUUCCGGCCCUGAGUUACAUUCACGCAAACAAUAACUGCACCAUUACCCGCAGCUCGCAGCCUCUGUCAGGCAUCACCAGAAAGAACAAUGUGCAAGAUGAGAAGCUGGUGUUGGCUUCUUUUGCACCUAUCAUGCCCCGAACCAGCAUCGAUCAAGACCAGCCUCCGCGCCUGAGCCAGUCAGAUAUCUCUGAAAAGUCGUCUAUGGAUGGAGAAUUCUCUGAGCAGAUUGCUGCCGACGACGAGCCCAAGAUGUUUGAUGAAAACGGCAAACGUCUCAUCUAUGGCGCCCAACAAGCCAACAUGAUUGUCGACGCCAGACCUACCGUGAAUGCCAUGGUCAAUCAGAUUGGAGGAAUGGGUUCUGAGCCCAUGGACCGCUACCCGGGGGCCAAGAAAGCCUUCAUGAACAUCGAGAACAUCCAUGUGAUGAGGAAGUCGUUGGAGAGCGUCAUGCUCUGUCUCAAAGAUGCCGACCUGUCCCCUCUGGCCCCUGAUCAGAACGCUUUGGCUGCCACUGGCUGGCUGAAACACACGCAGGCUGUUUUGAAUGGAGCUGAUAUAGUCGCCCAGCAAAUAUGGCUCAAGCAGUCACACGUCCUCAUUCACUGCUCCGAUGGCUGGGACCGAACCAGUCAGCUAAGCGCUCUUGCUCAGAUUAUGCUGGACCCGUUCUUCCGAACCAUUGAGGGGUUCAUUGUACUCAUCGAGAAGGACUGGCUUGCCUUUGGCCACAUGUUUAGGUUGCGAUCUGGCCACUUGAACCACGAGGACAAUUUUAAGGUUCAGAACGACUCGAUGGCAGGGUCAACCAUUCAGCCUGGCGAGAAUGAUGGUCGCGCAGAUGCCUUCCAGAACGUCUUCACCGGUGCCAGACAACUAUUCAACCCCAGCAAGGAGGACAAGGCUGAACUUGAUGCCAUCACCGAAGGUUCCACUGGAAAAGUCGCCAAGGACGAGGCCACUGUCCCUAAAAUGAUCAGCCCAGUCUUCCAUCAGUUUGUGGACUGCGUCUAUCAGCUUCUCCGCCAGAACCCGACCAAGUUCGAGUUCAAUGAGAGAUUCCUUCGCCGACUCAUCUACCAUCUCUACUCCUGCCAGUACGGCACAUUCCUCUACAACUCUGAGAAGCAGAGACACGAGGCUCAUGCCUCUGAGCGCACUUCCUCGGUCUGGGACUAUUUCUUGUCGCGCAAGCCGGAGUUCACCAACAAGGACUAUGAUCCGACCUUCGAUGAGUACGUCAAGGGUCGUAGCCGGAUCAUAGUGCCUGAGAUGAGCAACAUUCGCUGGUGGCACCAACUCUUCAAUCGCACCGAUGAGGAGAUGAAUUCGCAACUCAACGCUGUGGCGACUGCUGCAGCCAACAGAGCCACGGCCAUGAACGAAUUGCACCCAACCACAGAAGAUUAUUAUGCAAACAGCCAGCCUGGUACCCCGCCUCAAGCCGCCGCAAGUCCCAAGCCGCCGUCCCUCACCAAUAGCCAGUCAGUUCUGGCAUCUGUAGAGACUGCGCACGCCACGCUCACGCCCAAUCGUCAAGAGCGACAGGCUCCAAUUCUGCGUCGAAGUGUAUCGGCAGAAAACUCCAAUGCCUUUAGCGCAGUGAGAGAUGGAAUUGCUGGCUUGAAUAUUGGCAAAAAUGGCGUCAUGUUCGAACGAAUGCACGAAGCGCCUUACACCAUCGAGGUGACCAACGCUACAAUGAAACUCGACGCCGAGCUCUAUUACCAGGAGAACUGGGCUGACUCGACUUACACGCUUAGUAAUUGGGGCGAUCCAACGGUCUGGGAAUGGGGCACCAGGGCCGUCAUCAACUUGAGCAGAGACUGGUCAAACUUGACCGAUGGCUUGGCCGAGGACACGCCCGACGAAGAUGCUUGUGUUGACAACAUCACCUGCGACGAUGAUGGCGUUUGCAUCAAUGGAAAUGCGUCAACCGACAUUGAUGCUUGUUCUGAGGCGUCCUCGAUUCAUUCUCUCGAGCGUGUCUUGGCGGAGGAUGUCACCGAUAGCAGCUUCUUCAUUAUGGUGGACUCUAGCAUGGAGGACCUGUCUGCCGAGAACGGCGGAUCUGUGGUUUCCAACCACUAG